AUGUCGCUCGCCACCGAAGAACCAAUCCCGGACGGCGGCGCCAAGAAGCGAAUCAUUUUAUGCUGCGACGGCACCUGGUUCGACAGCGAUGACGGCUUCAACAAGGCCUCGCGCAAGAAUGAGGCUACUUUGCAAGUGGCUUCCAACGUCACUCGAAUCUCGCGCUGCCUCAAGCGCCGAUGCAGCGACGGCACUCUACAGAUCAUCAACUACGAGUCGGGCGUCGGCACUGGCAGCAACACCCUCGACACUCUCACCGGAGGUGCCUUUGGUUUGGGCCUGACACAGCGUGUCCGUGAGGCGUAUGCCUUUCUCUGCGCCAACUAUGCGGACGACGACGAAAUUAUACUCAUUGGAUGGUCUCGCGGCGCCUUCACCGUACGAUCUGUCGCUGGCAUGAUCGGCAAGCUGGGUUUGCUGACCCGCGAAGGCAUGGAAUCCUUUGUUCCCGUCUUUAAGGACAUGCAGCACUGGAAGGACGCCGCGUACCAGGACCCCUUCCCCAAGACGCCCUUUGAGGACAAGCCCACAGGCAACGGCGCCGCAGAUGCGUACCGCGGAAGGUUGGAGACGCUGGGCCUCACGCGGGUCACGCAAGCAAACGGCGAGCUCAUCAAGGUGAAGGCUAUCGGCGUCUGGGAUACUGUGGGCAGUCUGGGCAUCCCCAGAAUCGGCUGGCUCGACGCGCUCGGCAUCCGAGCCGCCAACAACGAAUAA
This is a messenger RNA of Cordyceps fumosorosea ARSEF 2679, 717 nucleotides long. RefSeq names its product peptidoglycan binding domain containing protein. The coding region runs from base 1 to 717 and encodes 238 amino acids. NCBI's taxonomy places the organism in Eukaryota, Fungi, Ascomycota, Sordariomycetes, Hypocreales, Cordycipitaceae. The record is from RefSeq and is a predicted model, not a curated record. The transcript is spliced from 2 exons.